GUUCGAGCCACGACUAUCCCAAUCCAAGGCAGAGCAUAUCAAAAGCAGGCAUCUGCCCUUUUGAUAUCCUAGAGAGCGUUGUAUUUAUACCGCUCUGCCUUCUCAUCCCUCCCCACCCUCCCCUAACUCCCAUCCCGUCGCCUCGCGCUCGUCGCGAUCGAUCUCCGGGGCACAUACCCAGCGCGCAAGCUUCCCGGCUUUAUCCCAUCUCACUGAAUCCGGGCAAGGACGUGACAGUUACUGGAAUAAUUGCCAGUAACCUAGAGAACGACGAUAGAGAGGUGCUGUCAUUUGCGUUUUUCGGUUCAUCACCCAAACACCUGUUCCUCCGUCUCUCAGACUCGUGCGCCGGUCGCUUUCGAUAAUCGUCGUGACAACCGGCGCUGGAUCCUCAGUUGGAACCAAGAUUAAAGCACUAGCUUCCCGGAAGAAGACCAACGCGAUCAAGACGCCCACAUUGUGGACGAGACAUCCGAGUGAAGGGGCUUGAACAGAAAUCUAGGAAGGGGGCGAAGACAACUAUUUCUUGUUUGUCCGAGGCAUUCAACGCCUAGACAGGGAGACUAUUAAAAUAAUAGAUGUCGAAAAGAUCGGCCCAGGGCCCUCAGGGGGACAAGGAUUCCAAUUUGUUUGAUUUCAAUAUGAACAGCACACCAGAUGAAAAGCCGCAGCGGGCAACCGCUGCGCAAAUGGCGCAGAGAAAGAUUAAGGACGUUCGGAGGCGAGGUCGUCCCAACACAGCUGCCCCCAGUGCCACGGCGUCUUUUGGUGGUCCUUUCAAUUCUCUUGAUCCUAAUACUGUUUCUACACCGUCUGCCCCCCAGCCAAUUUCAAAUGGGUUUACAUUUGGCCAGUCACAGAGCUUCCCCGGUGCCAGUUCAAAUCCUAGUCAACCUACCCAAAACGGAUCGACACCAUUUUCUUUCGGUUCCGGUGGAAGUAACUCAUCCUCAUUCAAUUUCUCUUCGUCGUUUGGUGGAUCGGGGUCGACGGCAAGCAAUCCUUUUGCUAGCAUGACUACUGGCUCCACCAAUCAAUCGUCCGAUGGAGGCAGUUUCUCUGGUUUCAAAGGAAACAUGUUCAAUAUUCCCCCAGCUGGUAGUUCGGCCCCGGCCCAGCAGCCUUUGCCUUCAGGAGGGCUCUUUGGCACAGGAUCGCAACAGAACAACACUACCGGAGGCCUAUUCGGCAGCAGUACGACCAAUGGGUCCUCUGGGCAACCUGCAACGACAGCCCCGGCCACCACAGGCAGUAUCUUUGGACAGAACAGUGCUUCCAGCAUUGCUCCGUCGACAAAUAUCUUCAGCCAGUCGGCCUCAAAUAAGCCCUCCCCAUUCGGACAGUCAACCGCCUUUGGCGAGUCUAUGCAGACAUCUCCUGAUGCGAAGAAUAACGGUGCGCAGUCGAAACAGCCUAUUUUUGGCGGUGGUGCUUCCCAGUCGGGUUUCGGAACUUCCACCAAUUUCGCCAGCCCUGGGGCUGGCUCCAUGUUCGGUGGCUCUACAUCGAAGCCUGCUGAGACACCCAAGCCACUUUUUGGUGCUAAGCCCACGGAGCAGUCAACUCCAUCGACCUCGCUCUUUGGCGCGACUACUCAACCCAGUUCUACUCCUGCUCCCGCUUCAUCUACCUCCGCAGCCUCCAGCACGACCGCCGCUCCAUCACCAUCUAUCUUCGGGGCUCCAUCGUCUGCUAAACCCGCCACAUCAUUCCAGAAUCCCUUCCAGUCCACAAACCUUUUUGGCACUCCCGCUUCAUCAACUGCAGCACCUGCUUUGGAGGAUAAAGAAAAGCAAGAGAAGAAACCUGAGGAGGCUCAACCUAAGACUGGUUUCCAGUUUACGGCCUCUCCCGGUGGCCCGUCUUUGUUCUCAAAGAGUGCAAGUUCUGCAGCUCCAUCGGCUCCGUCAAGCGGUCUAUUCCAGCCUCCAUCUACAGGUAGCUUGUUUGCUCCCAAGCCAUCUGCAGAGCAGAACAUUUCCAGUGCGGAACAGGACAAACCUAAGGCUGCUGAAGGAAACCCAUUUAGCAGCCUCUUCACGCCCAAACCAGCUACCCCGGCCAAGCCAGCUGUAGAGCAGAAGCCUUCCACGGAGCAGAAGCCACUGCCCUCUUCUGCUAACGCUUUCGGUAACCUUUUCGCUCCAAAGCCUUCUACACCUAGCGACGGAUCGAAGACUAGCCAGCCACAGAAGCCGGCCGCUCCUGCACCGCUUUUCUCGGCUCCCACAUCAGGACCUGAUACUACUAAAUCUUCUGGUCUUUUCGCGCAGUCGCCGUUGUUCUCAGCUCCUACUGUAGGAAAUAAGACCCAGGCUCCAGCUGUGAACCCCCCGGCCCCUUCUCAAAGCCCACUCAAGGUUAAUGGCACAAGCACGGCCUCAUCGGCCUCAUCGGCUUCUGCUGCUGAAAAGAGCUCGACAACAAGCUUUGAAGACAUCCGACCAUCUGGACUCCCUGCUGAUCUUGAUAAGGCAAGCAAGGAAGAAGUGGAGAUGUUGUAUCGCAUGCGCAUGUUGAAUGAAUGUUUCAAACGUGAAGUGAAUCGAUUGGAUCCUACUAGAGACGACUUUGAUGCUCUCGUGCAGUUCUACAUGCGUGUUCGUGACACAAUUGGAGCGCCAGCUGGUCCCCAGAAGCGUAAAGCUGGAGAUGCAAAUGCAUCUGCUGAUGACCAUUCCCUUAAAAAGAUCAAGCCCUUCGGCCUGAAUGCUGCCUCUGACAAAGAAGAGUCAUCGCCCUCCCCAGCCACAACUGUGAAUGCCUCAGCGGCUACCAGCAUCUUCGGAGCAAGCCAAGCGGCCUCGGCCACCAGCAAGAGAAAGGUGGCCGAUGAGGAUGAGAACAUUGCUUCCCCAGGAAAGCGUGUCAACGGAGACUCCACGACGGCGAGCAUCUUCGCACAGUCCUUCUCAAAAUCCAUAAAUUCCGAGUCAAGCGAUGAGCCGACUAAGCCUAACUCUACUCAAUCCGUCACUUCUUCCGCCAGGCCAUCUACCCCGGACUCAGAUAAACCUGCUUUGUUCUCCACUACGCCUAUCUCUUCCCCCCCAAAGCCUCUUUUCGCAGCCUCGACCACGGCAAAGGAAAGCGCCACGUCAACGUCACUGUUCUCGCAAUCGGCCCCUUCCUUUAAGCCAACAUUUACUGCCUCUACUAACAGCACCUCUACUACCUCGAAUCCGUUCGUUAUAAAGCCGUCAGGGGAUAAGGAAGCUGGUUCUGCGCCCACCCCUAUGCCUGGAAUGCCAAAAUUUGACGCCGGAGCAACAAACUUCUUUGCCCAGUUCAAGGCACAGGUAGAUAAGGAUGCUGAAAAAGAGAAGGAAAAGCGCAAGGCGGAGGAUUUCGAUUCCGAGGAAGAAGACGAGGCUGAAUGGGAGAAAAGAGACGCCGAAGAACGCCGGAAAAAGCGAGAGGCACUUGAGUCUCAAGCUACGAAACGCUCGAAAUUUGUUCCUGGAAAAGGAUUCGUUUUCGAAGACGACGAGGAGACAAGUGAUUCAGAUAAGAAGGAGGAAAAGGCAUCUGCUUCGAUUACUAGCACCUCGGUCUUUGACAAGAAGACUGACUUAUCAGCCACGCCCAACAACAUCUUUGGUCAUUUAUCAGCAACACCGUCUGAGGCUGAGGAGAACGACGAUGCCGAUGACACUGAGGAAGCGUCUGCCGCCGGUGAUGAGCCAGAGGAUAUGUCCAAGGAUACAUCCCUUGCGCCCGCAAGCGAAGACGAAAGCAACGAAGAUGCGGAGUCCAAAGCGGGUGCUGGCAGUGGCGCUGAGAACUCUGCUAAUGACAGCAGUGACGACGGUGAUCUGACCAAGGCUCUGAAAAAGUCGAAGCAAGAGAAGACGGCUAUAAGCGAGCAGUCCGCCAGUGAUACAGGCGCGAGUGGCCGUAGCUUGUUUGACCGUGUUGAGUACAAGCAAGAUGGCAAGCCGAAGCGCCAGGACGAUGAGGAACAAAAGCCCCUUUCUACGUUUUUCAAUUCCUCCAAAUAUGCGUCCUCUUUCAACUCACCGGGAACGCCAAACCCAUUUGCUCCGACUCCCUCUAAGUCUGAUGCCGAGAAAGAUGAUACUCCCACCUCGAAGCCCGCAACGCCGAACCCCUUUGCUGGCCUGUUUGGUUCUCCCUCGCCCACCCCUGCUGCAGGCACCCCAUCUAUAUUCGCCCCAAGCGCCACGAAGGCCGGUACGGAUAAUACCUGGAAGAUGAAUUCUCCCAUCAAGUUUGCCAGUGACACAAAUGCGGCUUCUACUUCGAAACUUAAUUCCGCGACGCCGCCUGCCGAUUCCUCCAAGCCAUUCUCCACACUAUUCGGAGCGGCACCUGCUACCAAGACUGCAUCUUCUGGUACUGGAUCGCCAUCGCCUGGCUUCACGUUCGGUGGACCUGCGCAGCCGCCAUCAUUCCUGGCUCCUUCGACUGUCAGCUCUGCUGCUGCCAGCCGCGCGUCCACUCCUGGAGUUACAUCCGACACGGGAGCCGAGGAGUCUGGGGAUGGUGAUGCGGCCGAGGCUCUGCCUCAGGUUAACCUUGCGCAAAGUCGAGCCGGCGAGGAGAAUGAAGAUAUUGUGGUCGAGACUAGAGCACGUGGCUUGAAGUUCACUAAAGGUGCAUGGGACAGUCAAGGAGUUGGGUUCCUCCGUGUGUUGAAGGAUCGCACUACCUCUCGCGGCCGUAUUAUCCUUAGAGCUGACCCGAGUAGCAAGAUUGUCCUGAACGCAUCCUUGAUGAAGCAAAUCGAUUACAAUGUCAAUGGCAGCAACAGUGUGCACUUCCUUGUACCUCAGGCCGAUGGUCCUCCGGAACAAUGGGCAAUCCGGGUUAAGAACAAGGAGGACGCGGAACGCUUGGGGACUGCAAUGCAAGAAACCAAAACUUAGUUGGCAAAACUCCUCUGUUUACUGCGAACGAACGUGGCACAUUGGGUGCAAUUGACCACCAUCAUGAUGCUCUUCUUUCCAGGUUGAUAAUAACUGGUGAUGUAUUAUGGCAUUUUUUACUUUACAGUUCCCCUUCCUUCCCGCCUGUCUUAUAAAAGCAAUUAUUGGAACAUCUUCAGGUUGAGACGCCGCAUGCAUGGCCUCCUGUUUCUUUUCCAGGUAUCAUGAUCAAGUCCAAUCCCUCACAGCGCCGAAUUCUUUUUGUCCUCUUGUACUUCUGACCUUACGACUUCUGGGACCUGUCUUAGCAACACUUGCGUUUCUAAUUCGAUUUUGAGUUUUGUUUCUUCCCAUCUAGUGUUAUUGUUCGCCAUCGCACUCAUGUGUUUAUUUCUUUUUUCUUUUUUUCAUUUUGUCCUUUUCUGUUUGAUCAAUCUGAGGCACUUGUGUAACUAUCUUGCAUGCUGCAAUUGCAACCGCAUACUCGGAGAGCAUCAUGUCGUCGUCUGUCCAACCAGAGACGAAAGUCUAGCAUAGCGUUUGGGUUUUGAGGGAUCAGUGGAAUUCAAUCGGUUUUUGUUAUUUUAGAGACAAUAUAUAACACCGCGCAAUUUGCAAACAGUGGUAUCGCGACAAAUCA
This is a messenger RNA of Aspergillus caelatus, 5529 nucleotides long. Its product is annotated as RanBP1 domain protein. Lineage: Eukaryota; Fungi; Ascomycota; Eurotiomycetes; Eurotiales; Aspergillaceae. The record is from RefSeq and is a predicted model, not a curated record. The transcript is spliced from 2 exons. The coding region runs from base 579 to 4889 and encodes 1436 amino acids. Gene Ontology annotation, biological process: intracellular transport.